This is a messenger RNA of Emiliania huxleyi CCMP1516, 573 nucleotides long. RefSeq lists its product as hypothetical. The transcript is spliced from 4 exons. The coding region runs from base 10 to 573 and encodes 187 amino acids. The record is from RefSeq and is a predicted model, not a curated record. Gene Ontology annotation, biological process: protein phosphorylation. Gene Ontology annotation, molecular function: protein kinase activity. Lineage: Eukaryota; Haptophyta; Isochrysidales; Noelaerhabdaceae.
ACGGGACGGAUGGGCCUUUUCCGGUCGUCAUCCAGAGACAGCGGCAGUGACAGCAAGAGCAGCACCACGCGCGCCGGGGCGGCGACGCCAGGCCAAGUUACUCCCGCCACGUCGGGGCCGGCGACUCCCUCCACCAGCUCGGCAGACUCGGUCGUGGACAACGAGGCCUCGAUGGCGGCCGUCGAUUCCGAGAUCCUCAGUUCUAGCAGUGCGAGGCUGCGCGCGGAGUGCGCGGCGCUCGGGUGGGAGGCGGGAGCGCUCGAGGUGCCCGCCGCCGGCCGCACACCCUUUGCCGACUUCCGGCAGCACGCGAAGCUCGCGUCGGGCGAGUUUUGCGACGUGAGCGCCGCGGUCUUUCGGGGGUCGGACGGCCUCACCUUCAGGGUGGGAGUCAAGGUGCUCAAGGCGGGGCGACAGGUGACCGAGAUCGCCGUCUCGGACCUGCGGCGGGAGGCCGCCGUCCUCGCCCGGCUGCGCCACCCGCACGUCGUCUGCCUGGAGCUCUUCGAGGCGACGCUCAGCGCGGUCGUCAGUAGUCUCGAAUGUUUCUCCUUCUACAAAAAAAUCUCCUAA